Messenger RNA from Danaus chrysippus (African queen), 828 nucleotides. NCBI's taxonomy places the organism in Eukaryota, Metazoa, Arthropoda, Insecta, Lepidoptera, Nymphalidae. The record is from the annotation of a GenBank genome assembly.
AUGAAAUAUGCUAAGAAUUUAACAUCAGAUCAUAAAAUAAUUAACGGAACAAAAACGAGAAGAGCUGACACCGAUACUUCUGAUUACAAUUAUGAUGACCUUCCAAAACUGACCUCCGAUGUUUUGAAGAUCGAUACAGGAGACACAAGUAAAGUAAUGACUACUGUUACAGAAAAGAUACCACAAACAUCGAACAAAAUUAUAAAAACAAAGUCACCAAAAACAGCAAAUAAAGACCUUAUUCAAAACACAGCGACCCUCCCGACAACAGUAAAACCGUUUAUGAAAAUAACAAAUCAAACAAAAAACACAAAAUAUCAAACAAACAAUGAUAUCCCUAAAUUUGUGAAUAAGAACAAAGUACAGAAAUUUAGAAAUUUCAUGGAAAAGAACAAGGGCUUGUUGAAAAACUUUCUGGACAACAAAAUGAAGGAGACUUCGAAAAUAACUUCAAAGAGUCCACUGCGGCAGAAUGAGCUCGAUUUAGACAAAAUCGCGAACUCUGUCGAGAGUUCUUCGGAAGUUGGUGGCGCGAUACGAAACGUUGAUAAAUUAUAUAAGAAAGAUGAACUGCCGCUAGCGAGUCCUGACUUGUUAGACUUAGCACCGGCCAGAGGUGGACGCAUACACCAACAGAGAGUCAAGGGUCGUCUGUGUCAGCGUCACGUGUUGGUCCCUGAAGGUCCCAAGUACGACAGUCAAGGCAAGUGGUACCUGCCAGCUCACAAGCUGAUCGUACGUCGACCUUACAAUGUAACUCACCGACCCAAGCUUGUGUUGCCUCGAUGUUGUAACUGUUGUAAGAAGUCUGUUCUAGGAUGCGAGUAG